Marmota flaviventris (yellow-bellied marmot) is the source of this 3094-nucleotide messenger RNA. The record is from RefSeq and is a predicted model, not a curated record. Lineage: Eukaryota; Metazoa; Chordata; Mammalia; Rodentia; Sciuridae.
UUUAAAAUGUAUUUUGAGGAAGUCUCCCUACAUUGCUGCAGAUGGCAUGGAAUGUUUGAUUUUCUCACCUUAGUCUCCAGAUUAGCUGGAAUUACAGGCAUGUGCCAUCACAUGCAACUUUUAUUUUUUUAGACGAGGUUUAAAUUUACAGCAGAAUUAAAAGGUACAGAAAGUUCCCAUAUUUUCCUUGCCUUGGCACAUACAGAGCCUCAUUAUCAACACCUCUCAUCGAAGUGGUUACAUUUGCUCCACUUGUAAUUCUUUUUGAUCAUCCUUCAGAGGGACUUGCUGAGUGGAGGAGGGCUACUAACUUAUCACUGAAAAUUUUGCAUAGAGCUAUCUCUUAUCUCCAUUUGCUCUUGUUUUAAAAUGAGUUAGGGGAAAAUCAGAACACAGGUUAGCUAACAGGCAAACUCCUAACUAUGAUUUUCGGUGAAAGAAUUCAAAAGAGGAAUGACCAGUUGCUCUCGGUCGUAACCAGCCUUUGAAAAAGGAGAAACCAAAAUGGAAAAGCGAUUAUCCUAUGACAGACGGACAGCUGCGCAGCAAGAGGGACGAAUUUUGGGACACUGCACCAGCUUUUGAAGGCCGGAAAGAAAUUUGGGAUGCCUUGAAGGCUGCUGCACACGCUUUUGAGAGCAAUGAUCAUGAACUGGCACAAGCAAUCAUUGAUGGUGCAAACAUAACCUUACCACACGGUGCGCUUACGGAGUGCUAUGAUGAACUGGGGAGCAGAUACCAGCUUCCCGUGUAUUGCUUGGCACCGCCAAUCAACAUGAUAGAGGAAAAGAGCGACACAGAGACUCUGGACAUUCCUGAGCCACCACCCAACUCUGGCUACGAGUCCCAGCUCCGACUUCGCCUCUCCACAGGCAAAGACCUCAAGCUUGUGGUGCGCAGCACAGACACGGUGUUCCACAUGAAGAGACGCUUGCACGCAGCCGAAGGGGUGGAGCCGGGAAGCCAGCGGUGGUUCUUCUCAGGCAGACCUCUCACCGACAAAAUGAAGUUGGAGGAGCUGAAGAUCCCCAAGGACUACGUCGUGCAGGUGAUCGUGAGCCAGCCCGUGCACAACCCCACGCCAGUCGAGAACUGAGCCGAGCCAGCUCCCCCUCUCCUGUUUGUUAUUGUUGUCAUUUUCAACUCUGUGGCGUGAAACCUAUUUUCACUGCUCUGAAUUCCCUAUGAAUGAAUUUAGUUCUGAGGAAUUACCAGUGAAAAAUUCCAUCUGUGAUGGAGACCAACAAAAAUAAUAAAACACAAAGAGCCAGCCUUUGAGACUCAUGUAACUACAAUUUCUAAUUUGAGAGGCAGUUAAGAAAUAGAUAACCAUUUAUUUUAAAACACUCAACUACUUAAUGGCUGAAUUUAAAUGAUUUAGACUGUAAGUGGAACAUUGUAACCUUGAAGAACAGCACCAAGCACCUUUGAAUACAGAAUUUUUAAAACAUCUGUCAGAUUAUAUAAUUUCCAGAUGUCACCAAUAACGGUUAUAAUUUUUUGAUAGAAUCUGAGAAGAGCAGUAUUUGAGAUUCAUUUCUGUUCUGGUUUUUUGUUAGCUCAUUUCAUAUUUAGCCAUAAAGGAGUAAGACUGGCAAAUUGUGUUUCAGUGUUGCUUUUCCCAUCCCCACAUGUUGAGCCCCUUAUUGACAGUCACACUAAGUUUGGGUGCCUUGAGCAUGUUUGAUGGCCGGGACCCUUCUGAACACCAGGCAGUAAGUAGUUCGUGCAGUCCUGUUUCUGAUUUCCACCUGAUCCUUGGGUGCUGCGUAGGUGUUUUGGAAUCCUGCACAGACAGCUGUUUUCAUGUCUGGCUUAGAAGGUCACUACGUCGUGUACCUUCCGUACUCCCUGCUCUGUUUGCACUUGCAUCGCCUACCCUGCCCCAGGCCCACAGUCCCCGGGCGGGAGGCAGGAGUCUAUUACUCUUCCCACCACGAGGCAGUGCAGUGAGGCUCUCCCGGCUCUGCAGGGGUGCAGGGAAAGCCCAGUCCUCCUGUGCCUGGGAGAACUUGCAGAGAAACUUUCGACUGAGAAUCCAGAGUGAAAGGUUUGCUGGUGUUGCUUUCACAUUAGCAGUGACGUGGCAGCGCUUCAGACCUCAGUGCUCCCCAGUUCACUGUUACCCUCAGCCAAGCGGAUAACAGUUCUUCUCUCAUCUUUUCUUGCAAAGAGGCAAGUUAAGAACCAUCUGCAGAAUCAUGUUUGGUGGCCAGGAACUGAGAAAUCUGCGAAGGCCUGAGUCUUGGGUGCUGUGGCUGAGUAAAGCUGCCCAGGGCUGCGUUUAAUUUGGAGACCCUUAAGACCUGGCUCUGAGAGAGAAGCGGACUCCCUCCCUUACCAGGCUGUGUCCUGGGGCCUCCGUGAGGAGGAAGGGGAGCAAGGAGCAUGGGUGCCGUGCUGGGGGGAGGCACACCUCCACAGCUACUUGGGUGUGAGCACCUUGUUAGUUAAAGUGACAAAAUGAAACUGCUAAUUAGUCUAAAUGCAUUGUUUAAAAAUGGUAUUAAAUCUCCUAUAGCCUGAUUAAGUAUAUCUAUAACUGUAACUUUAUCAUGUUUCUGAGAGCUUUAACUACUUCCCUAAUGUUAUUCGAUCACUUUAAAGAUUGUGGCUACAUCUGAUUUGCUUGUUGAUGAUUGACUCUAAAUUCAAGAGAAACAGCAGCAUUAAUUCCAGAGGAGAAGUUUUCCCUCAGAGGUGGGGCUAGGAGGGCAUUUCAGUAGAUCGCCCUCAUCCAAAAGUUUUUGUUCAUCGUUGCCACACUGAACAGCAGCAUCUCUCAUGUUCAUCAACUGGAAAAAAAAAAUGUUUAAACUGAUUUUUCUUAAGGAAAUUUGUUAAUGUCAUCAAUAAUCUAUGGUUGGUAAAAGGUCCUGAUUAUUGAAGAUUCUCUCUCUUUAAGAGUUAUUUUAUUUUAAAGGAACAUAUACUUUGAAUAACAAUUUUCUGGGCAUGUUUAACCUAGGUAAGAAAACCAUGGUGCUGUUUAAUUGUUAAUAGAUUGAUAUAAGAUUGGACCAAUACUUGAUGUGUAUAAUUUUAGUAUGUAGGGUUUUUGUGCUUUUUUUUAAAAAAAAAAAAGUUAAAUUUU